Corythoichthys intestinalis (scribbled pipefish) is the source of this 2473-nucleotide messenger RNA. RefSeq names its product transmembrane protein 18 (gene tmem18). NCBI's taxonomy places the organism in Eukaryota, Metazoa, Chordata, Actinopteri, Syngnathiformes, Syngnathidae. The record is from RefSeq and is a predicted model, not a curated record. Bases 79 to 531 code for a protein of 150 amino acids. The transcript is spliced from 5 exons.
UCAUGCUGCGGAUGUCGACGCCUCAAAACACGCUAGAUCUCCCUUGGCUAGCUCUGUUUUUGUUGGUUUAUCUUAAAUAUGGCAACCCAAAAACCUGUUAACAUAAGCUCCGUGCCUAUUGAUGGUUUCAGUAACUUAAAAAUUACAUCAAUUUGGACGUUCCUCAUGUCUGUAAAGUGGUCGGAACCGUGGAUUAUUUGUGGUGUUGCGUUACACAUAAUGUGUCUUUGCCUGACUUUGGUGACGUGCAAGUUUUACAGAGCGCAAAUCUGCCACUUCCUGCUCAUAAUUGCCUUGGUUUACAGUGCGGAAUAUUUAAACGAGCUGGCAGCCAUGAAUUGGAGAUCCUUCUCCGAGUUCCAGUACUUUGACUCCAAGGGCAUGUUCAUAUCGUUGGUUUUCUCCAUCCCGUUGCUCUUCAACGCUGUCAUUAUUGUGGUUGUUUGGCUGUACAGAACCUUCUCCACCAUGGCCGAGCUGAAGACACUGCAGCUAAAGCGGAAGGCGCGCCUAGCCAAAAAAAUUGACUGAUUCUUUGACUUGCCGGGUAUUUGUUUAACGUGGGUGGACAACCCGCUGGCCUGUCGCACAUCCUCAAAACAAAUAGAACCUCAGAGGAACUAUUAUGAAAGCGGAACAGCGCCCUGCUCUAUAGUAAGUUCUGAAAAAUUGUGAAAAAGGACCAAAAAAAUGCUUUGUAUUUUUUUUUAUCUUGUCCUGUUCAGCUGCUUAGACAAGGAGAAGAGGUAUUACAUGGGAGUUUGAUGUACUCCCAUUGUGGUUUUUCAUGAUGUUUUAUUUAUUAGGAGAAAGCGGCACACAGGAAGGGGUUGUGGGGGGACAGAAAGGAAGGAAGCAGACAGAAGAGGAGAGGAACAAACGGCAACAAAAAAUACACUGUUAAACUCAUUUGCUAUGUAUUGCUAUGCUUUGCAUUUAAAUAUUAAUAAGCCUUUCAUGCACAAAUUAUUAUUAUUUUCAAACUCAGCGGCUGCCAUUGACAGCGCUUGACGUCCAAACCAUUUCGACCGGGAGGGGAGGAGCGAAAGAACAAAUGUUCUGUCGAAAUGGAAAAUUGAUUCGAUGUCUAGUGCCGUCAAUGGCGCUGAUGCAUUCACAGACAGUUUUCCUUGUUUCAGUGCGUACCGCACGCAACACGUCACUUUUGCUCAUUAAUAUUCAUGACAUUAGACAUUGUUGCUAGGCAGGUCAAGCUCGCGUUUGUCCCAAUAGCAAAUACAUGUAAAUAGUGUACGAACGAGAUGUUUACUGAGCUAAACCUACUAAUUCUGUCCGAAAAUGAUGUCCCUGGUGCCAAAUUCACUGGUAAAGAUGUGGAAGAACAUACAGAUGUUCAAUUCAAGAGAUGGCUUGAGUGUCAAGGGCUGAAAAAGACAGUAAAAAGAGCCGACCUGAUCCAGAGGUAAAAUCUCAAUUUUCUGGGGGAAGAAACAUUUUGAAUAGGAGGGCAUUUAAAUUAUUAUUUUUUUUUUUUAAACAGCGAAACCCUAACUGGAGGUGAGAGCAUGAGAGAGCAUAAUUAAAGAUGCCUUGAUUUUAACGAGAUAUUAUCGCGUACUUACCUCUUUCCAUGUAGUCCAUGUAGCAUGUAUCACAGUGUCUAGACACAGCUGUGAAUGGCCACAGCCGGAUUUUUGGGCGAUUUUGGGUGAAACAUGGUCAUAUAACAAGGUCGCGAUGCUCAAAUUGCAGACAUCAAGGAGUGGUCGAGAUUUUCUUUUUCAUAUAUUUUCCCUUUUAAACGUUUUUGUUCUUUCAAUUUGACCUUCGUUUGGAUCGAUCAUCUAAAAUAUCGGGGAAAAUGUGACAGUACCCCAAAAAAUACAAUUAAGUGAUAGUUAUGAGGUAGAUAUCCGUGACCUAUUUACAGACACAAUUUAAUUUUAUUCAUUGUGACUUCAUUUGUUUAAAACAUGCGAGUGAAUAAUGUUUUAAAGUAUUUUAACUAAAUGUAAGUCAUCAAUUAUUCUAAACUAAAAAUGACAUACAUUUCGAAUAAUUACUUUUUAUGGCUGGGUUGAAACAAGCGGUUGCGCGGUGUCUGUAAACAGGGGGUUCUCCAGGGUAAAACGGACAAAUUAAAAAUUGUUCGGGGGCUUAAUGCGCUAUGAAACUGCUAUGGCAGCAUAUAGACAUAUUGUUUUAUCAAACACAGCAGUUCUUUUGGCUUAAAAUACAGCAGUUUAUUUUAAGGCUGCAGCUAUCGAUUAUUUUAGUAGUCGAUUAUUCGAUGAACUGGUUAGUUCGAAUAAUCGAGUAAUGAAAAAUUAAAAUACCUGAGCUGAGCAUCAAAUGGGAUAAAAAAUAAAUAAAUGAGGAAUUAUGUACAACAAAAGAACAAUUGGCUAAUUUAAAUAGCAAUAGUCCGCUAGCUUAAAUGCUAUAAAAUGCUAAUUUAAAUUUUUUUAUUUUAUUUUACAAUGCUCUUAACAAAUGGUUCGAACACAUAAUC